Molecule: messenger RNA, 855 nt
Organism: Arachis stenosperma
Lineage: Eukaryota; Viridiplantae; Streptophyta; Magnoliopsida; Fabales; Fabaceae
Product: ethylene-responsive transcription factor ERF039-like
Exons: 1
Coding region: 79-774 (231 amino acids)
Biological process (GO): regulation of DNA-templated transcription
Molecular function (GO): DNA binding; DNA-binding transcription factor activity
Source: RefSeq, a predicted model, not a curated record
CCUUUUGAGAAGAAAAAAAAGCCAAGCAAACAUCGAUCUAUAUCGAUCUAUACAAUAUAGAUCAGAGUCGAAGGCAUCAUGGAAGCCUCAUUAUCCCUCUCAAUCUCUAAUAAUCUUCAAAAUCAAAACAUGGAAACCAGUAGCAAUGAUGCUCCUUCUCCUCAUCAAGUAGAACACAACAACACAAGCACGACGAGUUCAUCAACAGAAGAAGAAGAACAAUUAGCAGGAAAAUCAAAGAAGAGGAAGAGAAGUAGUAGCAGUAAUAGUUGUAGUAGGGAGAGUGAGGAGCACGCGACAUACAGGGGUGUGAGGAUGAGAAACUGGGGGAAGUGGGUGUCAGAAAUAAGGCAACCGAAAAAGAAAAACAGAAUAUGGUUAGGCACGUAUCCAACUGCCGAAAUGGCGGCAAGAGCGCAUGACGUGGCAGCCUUGGCGAUCAAAGGUGAUUCCGCAUUCCUCAACUUCCCUCAACUUGCAUCUCUUCUUCCACGCCCUGCAACCACUUCGCCUAAAGACAUCCAGGUUGCUGCCGCCAUCGCCGCCAAUGACACGGCCUUUCAGUUUCAUCAACCACCACCUUCUUCUUCCUCCUCCUCUUCCUCUUCUUCUUCAUCACAAGAACGUGAUGAUGAUGGCGCAUUGUUUGACUUGCCAGAUCUUUUUCCUGCUGAUGAGGAUGGACUAUGCUCCUAUGCUUCAUCGUCUUCUUCGUCUUCAUGGCAGUUCCGCAUUGAGGAUCCGUUGUUAUUCUUCGCUUUCGACAACUACUAAUACCUACAUGCACCUUAGGUUUUUUACCUUGUUAUAUUUAAAUAAAUAAAUAAAUAAUAAAAUUAGAUUUUCUUUUUCUAU